Arvicola amphibius (Eurasian water vole) is the source of this 2641-nucleotide messenger RNA. RefSeq names its product replication factor C subunit 3-like. The record is from RefSeq and is a predicted model, not a curated record. The transcript is spliced from 13 exons. Gene Ontology annotation, biological process: DNA repair; regulation of DNA-templated transcription; DNA-templated DNA replication. NCBI's taxonomy places the organism in Eukaryota, Metazoa, Chordata, Mammalia, Rodentia, Cricetidae. The coding region runs from base 42 to 1994 and encodes 650 amino acids. Gene Ontology annotation, molecular function: DNA clamp loader activity; DNA binding; ATP hydrolysis activity. Gene Ontology annotation, cellular component: DNA replication factor C complex; nucleus.
CUCGUCUAGCUGGCUGGCGCACCGGUGGGACUCCAGCUGCCAUGAGCCUCUGGGUGGACAAAUACCGGCCGUGCUCCCUCGCCCGGCUGGACUAUCACAAGGAACAGGCGGCGCAGCUGCGCGACCUGGUGCAGUGUGGUGACUUUCCUCACCUCCUAGUAUAUGGGCCAUCAGGUGCUGGAAAAAAGACAAGAAUUAUGUGUUUCCUACGAGAACUUUAUGGUGUCGGGGUGAAAAAAUUGAGAAUUGAGCAUCAAGCUAUCACAACUCCAUCUAAAAAAAAAAUUGAAAUCAGCACCAUUGCCAGUAACUACCACCUUGAAGUUAACCCCAGUGAUGCUGGAAACAACGACCAGGUUGUAAUUCAGGAGAUGCUGAAGACAGUGGCUCAGUCACAACAGCUUGAAACCAGCUCACAAAGAGACUUCAAAAUGGUAUUAUUGAGAGAGGUGGACAAACUCACAAAGGAUGGUCAGCAUGCCUUGCGCAGAACCAUGGAGAAGUACAUGUCCACCUGCAGGCUGAUCUUGUGUUGCAAUUCCACAUCUAAGGUGAUCCCCCUGAUCUGCCAUAGGUGUCUGGCAGUUCAUGUGCCUCCUCCCAGCAUUGAUGACAUUUGCAGUGUGUUAUCCAGUGUCUGCAAGAAGGAGGGUCUGGCUCUGCCUUCGAAGCUGGCUCACAGGCUGGCAGAGAAGUCCUGCAGGAACCUCAGGAAAGCCUUACUGAUGGGUGAAGCUUGCAGAGUGCAGCAAUACCCUUUUACUGAAGACCAAGAAAUCCCCGAGACAGACUGGGAGGUGUAUCUUAGGGAGACUGCAAAUGCUAUCGUCAGUCAGCAGACUCCACAGAGGCUCCUUGAAAUCCGCGGGAGGCUCUAUGAGCUUCUCACUCACUGUAUUCCUCCUGAGAUGAUAAUGAAGAUGGUGAGUGUGCGUGUAGCAGGUGAAUGGUGUCUGUUGAUAAUUUUAAAGCAAGUUCCUCAAGAAAGAAUCCAGGAGCUACAAGGGCACAUCGUUUUCCCUGAAACAGAAGAAAGGGCUGAUUCUACAGGAAUCUUGACAUUCCAGGAUGUGGCAAUUGAUUUCUCUCCAGAUGAGUGGGACUGCCUCGACUUUGCACAGAGAGCCUUGUACAGGGAAGUCAUGUUGGAGAACUACAGUAACAUGGUCUCUGUGGGUAUUUCAGUGUCAAAACCAGACCUGAUCAGCUCUCUUGAACAAAGCAAAGAGCCGUGGAAUGUGAACACAGGAGAGAAAGAAGGCAAUGAAAAAGUUUUCUAUUUUCAUCACACACAAGGCCUAUUUUCACAGGAGAAUAGACAAGAUUCUAUCCAGAAAUUAAUAUCAGGAAUAGCUCAUGACCAGAAACAAGAGAAGCAUUAUAUAAGCAAUCAAAAUGAAGAAAGUCAAAACCACUAUAUGGAAUGUGGAAGGUGCUUAAACAGAUGUGCAUGCCUUGCUAUGUAUAAGAGAAUUAAUCCCAAAGAGAAGGCAUAUAAAUGUAAAGAUUGUGGCAAAUCAUUUGCCCAUUAUGCAAAUCUCCAAGCUCACCAGAGAAUCCAUACUGGUGAGAAACCUUACACAUGUCAAGCAUGUCUCAAGUCCUUUACCCAGGUGUCAGAUCUUCACAGACAUUACAGAGUCCAUACUGGUGAAAAACCUUACACAUGUCAAGAAUGUGGCAAGUCUUUUGCCCAUGUCUCAACUCUACAUAAUCAUCACAGAAUCCAUACUGGAGAGAAACCUUUCAGAUGUCAAGAAUGUGGAAAGUCCUUUACCAGGGCCUCAACUCUUUAUACUCAUCACAGAAUCCAUACUGGUGAGAAACCUUACACAUGUCAAGCAUGUGGCAAGUCCUUUACCCAGGUCUCAAAUCUUCACAGUCAUCACAGAAUCCAUACUGGUGAGAAACCUUACACAUGUCAAGCAUGUGGCAAGUCUUUUGCCCAUGUCUCAACACUUCAUAAUCAUCACAGAAUUCAUUCUGGUGAGUAACCUUACCAGAUGUCAAAAGUGACAAGUCCUUUACCCUGAUCUCAGCUCUUCAUACUCACCACAGACUCCAUACUGGUGACAAACCUUACAAAUGUAAAGAAUGUGGCAAAUCCUUUAAUACAAACUCAAGUCUUAGAAAGCAUCAAAAAUUCAUGUGUGAUGUACAUUUCAUAAAUUUUUUUGUUUUACAACAUUAAUUUGUUGUACAGUUCUUCAUACUUAACCAAGUUAUUAUAGAGACAUCAUUCAAUGAAUUUUCAAAGCUUAGUCAAUACAUAGACAGCUUUACAGUUCUUAUGAAUUUAGAAAUAUUGUAUCCAGAUUUGAACUUUAUUGUCAUCAAGCAUUUGCUGUAAACCGAAUUUAUGCAUCAUUGUUAUUAACAUACUAUUCAAGCAUUAACUCUUAUGAAUAAGUAAAUAUUUCUACUAGGAGUAAAUUAAGCAAUAACAUUUCUUGACUGUAUGUUAAGAUAAUGUGUUAAAAACAUCCAGUGUCAUACUAUUUCAGAUUUUGAUGCAUAUUUACUUUCUUGGCAUUUGCUUGCUUAUGUAAUGAGAUUAUACUCUAUAUAAGCAUUAUUUUCCUAUGAUUUUUGUGAUAUUAAAUAAGUAUCAGCUUGUUUAAAAUUCAGGUCUUCUCAUUCU